AUGGACAUCCAAGCACGAUACCAAGGGCCUGCACUACCACAAAUUUCCAACAAACGUUCGCACUCCGCAAUCAGAUUCCCGUUCACAGCAUACUCAGAUGCCCACGAUUUACUAGCAGUCGUCACGACUUCCUGGGAUGUCAGCGUCUUCCGCAUAGCAAGUGGCCAACUUGCCUUCACUGUUCGACAAAAGAGCAAGACUACGGAAGUCACUGCCUUGGCCUGGAGACCCGAUAGCAGCUGUCUUGGCGUCGGCUGGACCGAUGGCACCUACGGCAUUUAUGAUGGCGGGCAUGGGAAGCAGAUUGCUCUUGGAUCCCUGAAGGCCGAAGGAGAGGAAGAGUUAUGGAAGCUGGACUUAGCGCUGAACUUGGAGGAGAAGAAGCCCGACGUGGAAGUUGAGCAUGGGAAGGUGGCGUGUUUUGGGUGGAUGGGCCAUGAUCUGAGCCAGAAUGCACCCAACCGACCGCAGACUGGACUGAAGACUACUGAGGACUGGCAUGAUGGGGUUGAGGAUGUUGAUAGUGCCAUUGGCGGCAUGCAGAAUCACGGCCAAGCAUUGCCCGAUCUUCCAAGGGCGAUCACGACACUGGAUGUUACGAAAGUGCUGCCGAGGCUGAGCACGAUACCUUCGCACUUUACGAUGCAGCAGAAGCAGGUUGCGGCGGUGAACAAGUUCAGCACCCAGCAGGCUACCGACAAUAUGUUCUCCCAGGGCGAGGGAGCGUAUGCACACGAAGCUGUGCAGAGCUUGGUCGUUUGUCAAGACAGUGGCGAGUCGACUGUGCUUUUGGACGAGACUGUCAGAAUUGGGACCUGCAAUGUGCAAGGCCGCCCGAUUAUACAUGCUGCGCAUUCAGAAAGCCCAAGUCACGCAGUUCUAUGCCAGCACGACGGUCACAGCCACAGUCUCAGUCUGAUUGAUCUUCCUCUACCGACACUUGGCGGGCCUGUACUUCACGUCAUCACCUCCAAUACCAAACGGAUGCAGACCUUGUUGGAGUACAUAGUGCAGAUAGCACGGUGUAUGGACCACGACUGGAAGACGAACAUCAUUGUCCAAAAUCGAUUCUUCGGGAGUCUAGAAGCCUUGCUCGAGAACACAGACGAGCCGAGCGCGGUCGCGAAUUUGUAUCAUUUAGCCAUGACUGGAGCAUAUAAUCCGCAGCUCCUUGAGUGGAUAUCCGACGUGAUCAAAGACCAGAACCAGAAACGAUGGGACCAGGUCAUGUCUGCUCUCUACACCAAUAUCCAAGCGCAUAUCUUCACCAACUUACUGCCUGCACUUGAUCGAAUCACAAUCGCAGUAACGACACUAAGAGGUCUCGCUACGCUUCACGAAGGCUCGAGCAAAUUCGACUGCGAGCCUGAGCUCUUCAGCAAGAUUCUCGCACCCAUCGACAGCCUCAGGCUCGUAGCUCAGCAUAUGCAGUCGACAAUCCAGACUGAGUACCGGCAGUUCAAAGCCUUUCUGCGAUGGCUCAAGAUGCAAGUCGAGAUUUCUGUUGCGGAACCACUAUCUGCCAGUGCUCUCGAAGCUGAAGAUCGAGAAGUGCCGAACCUGGACUUCUCGCUGAUCUUACCGUUUAUUCAGAACUCUCUGAAAGAGAGCAAGUUGAAGACACAUAUUGAGCAAAGACCUGGCGUGGAAGGUGAGUGUAGUCGGGAUGAGUUCUUCGCGAGUCCGAUCAUCCGCGAUGUGGACUACGAGAAAGCAAAAGUCGUACUCAAAAAGCUCGAAGCUCUGCAACCUGGUGAGCAGUUACUCUGGAAGGAGGUUGAGGAUCCAGCCGCGCUACUCAACAUCCCUGCCCUGAUCUGCGCGCUAUCUGGACACAUCCGCGUGGCGUUGAAGAAGAUCACAGAGUGGCAGAGUAGAAUGCUGCAGAAGCCCAUCGAAAUCCCGCUAGAUCUGGACAGUAGUGGCAGUGCUGUGGUCUCUGAUAUGAAGCUCCGUCCAAUAGCAGCAGCAGCAUCCUCAUCACCAUCACCAUCAAAAGAGGAAGGCAGCAUCACAACCAUCCUCCUAACCCACAAAGACCACAUCGAAACCCUCUCCAUCACCUCCUCAACCUACGCCUUCUCGAAACGCCUCUCCACCCAACCACCCGAAACUCAAUCUCACCACUACGCCCUCCCCAGCGACGCCGAGAUCCUGGACGCGAAAUGGGUCCCACGCCACAACGUCUUCAUCACUCUCCUCCGAGCCGACGAUGGACAAGGUAGAAUCUUGCUCCAUCCACAGACUCCAGGAGGGAUUAGCCAAGACGCGCAGCUUCUUCAUCUUUUCCCUACGAAUGUGCCGUUCAGACCGAUGAAGAUGGUGGUUGGCGGGCGAAGGAAUAGAUUGGCAGUUGUGGUGUUUGGGAAUAGGGGAAGGGAUUGGAAGGUGCUGGAUUUGGAGGCGGGGUUGAGGAUCUCGAGGAUUGCAGGAGAAAUAUCGGCGAGGAGGCGGGAGGAGGGUGGUGCUGGUGACGGUGAGGGUCAUGAUGGUAUGGAGAUCGAUGCGUGA
Molecule: messenger RNA, 2511 nt
Organism: Fulvia fulva
Lineage: Eukaryota; Fungi; Ascomycota; Dothideomycetes; Mycosphaerellales; Mycosphaerellaceae
Product: Anaphase-promoting complex subunit 4
Exons: 1
Coding region: 1-2511 (836 amino acids)
Biological process (GO): anaphase-promoting complex-dependent catabolic process; protein K11-linked ubiquitination; positive regulation of mitotic metaphase/anaphase transition
Cellular component (GO): anaphase-promoting complex; nuclear periphery
Molecular function (GO): protein binding
Source: RefSeq, a predicted model, not a curated record